UUAUUUGAACAAAAAAAAUGUUUUAGAAGAAAUUGUUCAAUGUUAAAUUUACGUAUUAAAAAGUGUGAAAACUAAGAUGUGUAAAAAACCGAAGAGCACCGAAAAUUGAUUAUGAAUCUACGCAAACAAAAAAGUACCCAGUUUGUUCUACAUACACACACACACUCACACACAUGCAUACGGAUGUGUGGGGCAGCUAUGCAUCAUAUUCUUGAUUAUUUUUCUCAAGCAUUUGAUGUACCGUUGGAUUGGACUGGUGGAUUGCGCAUCGACACCAAAAACUUUGAGCGUAAAUAACCAUGUACAUACAUAUGUGUGUGUGUUUAUACAACACACAUAGGAAUGUUUGCACGUAUGGGCAUUUUUGACUAUAGACGCGCACCUGCAGCUGCGUUAUGCGAAUGAGACAAAACAUUUGUUGCUGCCAGCACCGAACACACACACACACAGGCACAUUCACUCGCAGUCAGACACAACUAGCGCCGCGUGUGGCCGCCAAUUUGAAUUUGGGCCCAAUUGCACGUGCCCACAGACAAUUGCGGCCUCUCUGUUUACGAAUGUGCGUAUGAAAACAGAGAGAGCACAAAAAGCGAGGCCGACGGGGCAAAGCGCAGACGCAAACCAAAAGUGCACGCAGUCGGCAAGCAGCACGACAACACUGGCCAAUCGUUUUCAUUUAAUAGUACUUGUUAUAUAUGCGCGCAGCAAGACAACACUGGCCAAACGCGGGCAAUGUACGCAUCAACAAGCGGAAUCAAAUAGCAGCAAACGCGCAGCAGGAGCAGCUGAGACACAGGCCGCUCCAUCCCAAUCAGAACCUCUGACAGGCGAAGGGGCGGGCGGGGGCGGGUGCGCACAUACUGAGCAGAGGCACUGUUGGAACAUUUGGGCAGCGAUUGUCGUCCACAGUUCGACGGCAAAGUCGCGCGCGAACAGUUCGAAAAGACGGGAGAAACGCGUUGCGUCGCGUCGCUAGAAAACUUUGUUCGGAAAAUGUUGAGCGUGGAAAAUGCCGGCGGCAACAUUUUUCGAAACGUAAUUCAAUUGAAAUCUAAAUUAAAUUUGUGCUAAAUAAACACAAAGCCUUAAACAAUAAGCUAGUAAAAAAAAUUGUAAAUAUUCAAUUAAAUGAAUCCCAGAAAUAUUUACAAAAAACAAAUCAUAAAUAAAAAACGCUUUUUAUUGUCGACUUUUGUUUCGUGCGGUGCAGGAGCUCACAUUGAAUUCUGAAAACUCAUUUCCUGGCGCACAGCAAACAAAUGCCAGCCAAAUAAGGACACGCAACAUUAGUCUGGGCAAACAAAGGGGAGUCCAAGCCCCCGCUCUCCCCCCUCUUUCUACCAAAGAUCAUGCUGGAUUCCAUAACAACAACAACAACCGGAGCUGGACAGGUCAUGGAGAACAACGAAGAGCUGCUGGACAACACAUGGAGCAACUGGAGCACUUAUGCCCCCGUCCUGAUCUAUAAUGCCAUGAAUAGCGUCCUGGCCAAUCAGACCCCUCUUUCCUCCGAGUACGGACCCAGUCUGGCCUACAAUCUGAGCAGGGUUUUGCCCACGGGCAUCACAGGACUUCCGGCUGCAGAUGUCGAUGAGGAUGCGGCAACGCCCGUGGCCAGCUUUGCCUUCGUUGUGCCCUGGUGGCGCCAGGUGCUCUGGAGCAUUCUAUUCGGCGGCAUGGUUAUUGUGGCAACUGGCGGCAAUCUAAUUGUCGUCUGGAUUGUGCUGACCACCAAGCGUAUGCGCACCGUCACCAACUAUUUUAUAGUGAACCUCUCCAUAGCCGAUGCGAUGGUCUCCAGUCUGAACGUGACCUUCAACUAUUACUAUAUGCUGGACAGCGACUGGAUAUUUGGCGAGUUCUACUGCAAGGUAUCGCAAUUUAUUGCCAUGCUGAGUAUCUGUGCGUCGGUGUUCACUCUGAUGGCCAUAUCAAUCGACAGGUACGUGGCAAUUAUGAAGCCGUUGCAGCCGCGGAUGAGCAAGCGACGCAAUUUGGCCAUUGCCGCGCUCAUCUGGCUCUCCUCGACGCUCAUCUCCUGCCCCAUGCUGCUCUUUUUCAGGACCGAGGAGGUGCCGGUGACCAUGGAGAACAAAACACGCAUCGUCUGCUUUCCCGAGUGGCCCGACGGACAGACGAAUCACUCCAAGCAGGAGCACAUAUACAAUAUUCUCAUCCUAAUACUCACCUACUUUCUGCCCAUUAUCUCGAUGACGGUCACCUAUUCGCGCGUGGGCAUCGAACUGUGGGGCUCCAAGACAAUUGGCGAGUACACGCCCAGGCAAACGGAGAAUGUGCGUAGCAAGCGAAGGGUGGUCAAGAUGAUGAUUGUGGUCGUUCUGAUAUUCGGCUUCUGCUGGCUGCCCUUCCACACGUACUUCAUCGUCACAUCCUGUUAUCCGGCUAUUACCGAGGCGCCAUUCAUUCAGGAGCUAUAUUUGGUUAUCUACUGGCUGGCCAUGAGCAAUUCUAUGUACAACCCGAUUAUAUACUGCUGGAUGAAUUCCCGUUUCCGCUAUGGCUUCAAAAUGGUUUUCCGCUGGUGUCCUUUCGUGAACGUGGGCGCCGAGUCGCUAAACCGUCGCGAGAAUCUUACCUCGCGCUACUCCUGCUCCGGCUCGCCGGAUCACAAUCGCAUCAAACGGAAUGACACGCAGAAGUCCAUACUCUAUGCCUGCCCCAGCUCGCCCAAGUCGCAACGCGUCUCGCACUGUGGUAAGGACGACUCCUUAAGUGGAAAAGAUUUGUCACUUAGCCACGCUUUUUCCUACUCCUACUCCGUUGCAGGUGUUCCGCCGCGGUCGCUGCCCGUGCAGCAGCUGAGCAGCAGCCGGCGUGGCCAGAGAUCGUCCUAUCAGCAGGAAAUGCAGGAACGGUGGAGCGGCGACAAGUCAAGCAAUUCCCUGAACUCGACUACGGAAUGUCGCACCACGCAGCUGCUCUCCUGACAGGCCGCAUCCCCGGAGAACGUGGAGCUCCAGAUGCAACUCGUCUGCAGCUCCAACAACGACUAUCGACGAGGCAUCAAUACAUCUGCAGCUGAUGACAAGACCUGGCUGUAGGUUUCCUCUUCUCACUAUCUCUCGAAUUUAGACUAAGCAAGAAUAAAAGAUGGAUAGACCUACAACUAGCUUCUAUAUAUCAACGUAUAGGAUAUAAGUUGAUUCAAGUCUCAGCUUCGAGUUAAUUCGAGUCUUGACUUCAAAUUGAUUCGAGUCUCAGCUUCCAGUUGAUUCGACUCUCAGCUUUAAGAUGAUUCGAGUUUCAGCUUAAAAAUGUUUUCCCAAUUUUUACAGAAUUGUCAUGAACGCUGUUCGUAGCAAAGAAUAUUUCCCUUUCCCUUCUCCUUCUUUGCUUGAAAAUUCAGCUUAUGGCUUCUAUUUGUAAAAUUUGGAAAAAUACUUUGUAAAGUUGGACCUCUCCUCCGCUUUUCCUAUCGUCUUACAAAUAUUCAUUGUGGCUUCACUAAAUGCAAAUUGUCGCUUGUUAAGCCCAAGUCUAGUUACAAUUUUGAUGAUCUAAGUGUGUAAAUGAUAUAUGAUGUAUGUAACAAUAUGUAUGUAUGCAUGACACAAAUAUAUGAUGUAUUAAACUAUAUGUAUGUAUGCAUGCUACAAAGUCAUAUGAAGCAUAUGAAGACUUCUCCCCAUACCCCUUGUAUAUAAGAUUAAGUGUAUAAUUCGUGUAGAAGAAUUGAAAAUUAAAUAUAUGUACCCUUCCAUAGGGUAAUCCAAUUUAAUCACGCGAUGUGUAACAAUUCCCAGACAAAUAUAUAUUCCUAUUCUGUUCGAUCUGGCGAACUACGUCUGUCUGCAUUAAUGCUUGAUGAAAAUUAGGUAAAUAUAUUAUGUAGCUCUAUUAUCCAAGAACAGACGGUUGAAAACAAAGUUCAUAUCAUAUUAACCAAACAGAAAAACCAGGUCAAAAACUAUCGAAAAAAACAAGUCGAAAAAUAUUAUAUAGUAUAUUCUAAUUACUAAAGUCAGUUAAAAUUUGAAUUUUGUGUCUAGUCUAAAAAUAUAAUGAAAAUUUGAUAGGAUAGAGUAUUUAAUCGUCGGCAUACCGAAAAUAAAUAUUCAUGUUGAUUUGAUUUAUCAAAGAUUAUUGUGUAAAUAUAUAAAAAUAUUUAUGUAUAUAUUUAAGUAUGUCUCAGCCUCUGUGAAUUGUGAAUAAAGCGUCUUACUCAAAAUCCAAA
Drosophila virilis is the source of this 4195-nucleotide messenger RNA. It is a transcript of the gene TkR99D, whose product is annotated as Tachykinin-like receptor at 99D. The record is from RefSeq and is a predicted model, not a curated record. NCBI's taxonomy places the organism in Eukaryota, Metazoa, Arthropoda, Insecta, Diptera, Drosophilidae. Gene Ontology annotation, biological process: G protein-coupled receptor signaling pathway. Gene Ontology annotation, cellular component: plasma membrane. Gene Ontology annotation, molecular function: tachykinin receptor activity.